AGAUACAACCCCCCACUUGGACUCAUAUCACCCACCUCGAACUGGACUAAGGCGGCUUCCGUAGGUGUGUGAGUGGUUGCAGUGUGACGCAGAAGCGCUGAACGGGCAGAACAUUUCUGCUGUCAAGAUGGCGACAUCGGAGCCGAAAUCAGCUGAAACUGAAGAUCAACAGACUGACAGCCAAGUCAUUGCAAACCCUGAGCAGUAUAUCAAGCACCCCUUGCAAAACAGAUGGGCCCUGUGGUAUUUCAAAAAUGACAAGAGCAAAAGCUGGACAGAGAACUUACGUCUCAUUUCCAAGUUUGACACAGUGGAGGACUUUUGGGCAUUAUACAACCACAUACAGCAGCCAAGCAAACUUGGCUUUGGCUGUGAUUAUUGUUUAUUUAAGGAUGGUAUCAAGCCAAUGUGGGAGGAUGACAGGAACAAGCUGGGAGGUCGAUGGCUGAUGACUCUCAAUAAACAGCAGAGACACAAUGACCUCGACCGCUUCUGGAUGGAGACGCUUUUGUGUUUAGUCGGUGAGUCGUUUGAUGAGGCAAGUGAAGACGUGUGCGGCGCUGUGGUCAACGUCAGACCUAAAGGUGAUAAAAUAGCCAUCUGGACGAGCAACUGCCAAAACAGGGACGCAAUCAUGACGAUAGGGCAACUUUAUAAAGAGCGUCUGAACAUCCCCAUCAAAGCCAUGAUCGGCUACCAGUCACAUGAUGACACAUCCAGCAAGAGUGGAUCCACCACCAAGAACAUGUAUUCUGUUUGAAAACCCCCUUCAACUUGCUGUAGAUUUAAACAAUUACCAAACCGCAACAUCACAAUAAUAAGUUUUGAGUUGUCGACUACUGUAGUGUCUUUUCCUUUUAUUAAAAAGAGAUUUGUUCAUAGUGUGUACAGUUGGACCUUCCCCCCAAAUUUUUGAAAAUAGGGAGGAAGCCAGAAAGGAGAAAUGUUUGGUUCAAGAUGUCAUACUUCAAUGAUUUGCUUUUAGAGUUGAAGAAUUCUGUGAUUAAUACCAGUGACCUCCCCUAACUUAGCUAAGAAAAGGCUUUUUUCCCAGUACUUAAUGGCUUGGAGUUGCAACAAAAAAAAAUUCUUAACUGUUCAGCCUUGUGUUUUUCUUAUACCAAGUUCUCACUCCUUACAAAAAGUGUUCUCACCACGCAGGAAAAGAUGGUUGGCAACUUUCACAGAACGAAUUUUAAGAGCAAUUUUAACUUGAUUUAUCCAGAAGUGUUAAGCAUGAAGAAUCUACAGUGUCUUAGAGGUGUGUGAAAGCUGUGGUCACACUCCAAAGUGUAGGGUUUGGAUUUAAGGCCACUUGUUGUUUCAGCCAUGCUGGAAUAGUGGAAUAAUGCUUGUAGAGCUUUUUUCUUCCCCUUACAUUUAUUUAUAAUGUAUGCAUUGCAAUUGAACUUUUUAGUUGAAAGACAACCAUGAAACUUGUGUUUUUUGAAAUUAUUUUUUUUUUCCUCUUUCUCUUUUGUUAUUGAGGUUGAUAAUGUGGACUACUGCAUAUAGAUGACAUUUUUUACAGUGUACCAUACCGUAAAGAUGCUGACAGAAUUAGGUGUGCUUUUCACUGUCUUCUUCCUAACAAAAACUGUAGAUAAUGUCACACUCCUCUAUUGGUUGAUACAAAGGAAAGAUGAUAUUCAUUGUGUAAUGAUUUUGCUCAUUAUGUAUCUUUAUUAUCUGUAAUUCCAGGAUGUAUAUUACCUUCUUUCAAGUAAAAGUUAAGUGCUUUGCAUUAAAACAGAA
Scatophagus argus is the source of this 1755-nucleotide messenger RNA. It is a transcript of the gene eif4e1c, whose product is annotated as eukaryotic translation initiation factor 4E family member 1c. The transcript has 7 exons. Gene Ontology annotation, molecular function: RNA 7-methylguanosine cap binding; translation initiation factor activity. Gene Ontology annotation, biological process: translational initiation. Bases 128 to 760 code for a protein of 210 amino acids. Gene Ontology annotation, cellular component: cytoplasm; eukaryotic translation initiation factor 4F complex. The record is from RefSeq and is a predicted model, not a curated record. NCBI's taxonomy places the organism in Eukaryota, Metazoa, Chordata, Actinopteri, Scatophagidae.